Coregonus clupeaformis (lake whitefish) is the source of this 1918-nucleotide messenger RNA. RefSeq names its product neural cell adhesion molecule L1.1-like. Bases 59 to 1702 code for a protein of 547 amino acids. Gene Ontology annotation, biological process: cell-cell adhesion. The record is from RefSeq and is a predicted model, not a curated record. NCBI's taxonomy places the organism in Eukaryota, Metazoa, Chordata, Actinopteri, Salmoniformes, Salmonidae. The transcript has 12 exons. Gene Ontology annotation, molecular function: protein binding.
UGACGUUAAUCCUGGUAAAGUGCGUAGUGAGUCUACAGUACCAGGAACACUGGUCAUCAUGUGGGAGGAGUUGGACCAGCGUUUGCACAACGGGCCAAGGUUCCAGUAUAAGGUGUCAUGGCGACAGGCCCAGGGGCGGGAGCCACACUGGAGCCACACCCAUGUGCCAGGUCCUCCCUACCUGGUUAACGGAACCGGAGCAUUCUCUAGUUACCAAAUGAAGGUCCAGGCUGUCAACUCUCUGGGAGAGGGGCCGCAUCCUGUACCCAGCAUAGGACACUCUGGAGAGGACUACCCGCUGGCCUCUCCAUCUAACAUCAGUGUGUCAGUAGCUAACAGCUCAUCCAGCGUCAGGUGGCAGCCGGUUGACACACACACGGUCCAGGGUCACCUGCUUGGUUACAAGAUCUAUCUGAAGAGGUUGGGUUCCCAGGGAGGAGCGAUGGAGCACAGAGAGGAGAGCGAGAUGGAGGGAGGAGUGGAGCGAGGGAUGGAGAGAGAGGAGGAGGGGUUGGUUGUGGUGGUGCAGGGCAGCAAGACAGAAGAGACGGUGACAGGGCUCAAACUCUAUUCGCUGUACGAGCUGUCAAUCACAACCUUCAACAGCAAGGGGGAGGGGCCUCACUCACCGACACACCGCUUCAGCACGCCGGAGGGAGUUCCUGGUCCUCCUGCGUCUCUGGGUUUUGAGAGUCCGUCGGAGACAGAGUUAACCCUUCACUGGAGGCCCCCCAUUCAGCCCAACGGACGACUUGUGGGAUACGUUCUACAGUACCAACAGAUUUCAGACAGCGGAGACAGUCCUCUACAGUUAGAGGUGAUCUAUGAUCCCACGGUGACCCACUUCCUGUUGGAAGGUCUGGACCCUCAUAGCCGCUACGUCUUCUACCUGAGGGGACGCACUACUGCCGGACAGGGACCCCCAAUCACACGGGAGUGUGCCACCCUGCUGGACGGAGUCCCUCCCAGUAACAUCAGUAUAGUGGUAGGAGAAACGUCUGUCAACCUGAGCUGGGUCCCUGGAGACAGAUACAGGAACCACAGCUUCCACAUCAAAUACCUCAGCAAGACUGUUGGGGGUAAGUGGGAGGAGUCAGAACAGGUUAACACGAUGCAGGCAUUCUAUUCGCUGACGGGUCUUCAGCCUGGAACACAGUACCGCCUCCUCAUCACCCAUGGCAACUACACACACUGGGAGGAGGAGAUACAGACCACCGGUCCAGAGCCACAUGGUGUGGAAGGUGAUUUUGCUACUCAGGGCUGGUUCAUAGGGAUGAUCAGUGCUGUGGUGUUGCUGAUGUUGCUGCUUCUGGUUCUCUGUUUCAUCAAGAGGAGUAAGGGGGGCAAGUAUGCAGUCAAAGACAAGGAAGAGAAUCAGAUGGACUCUGAGGCUCGGCCAAUGAAAGAUGAGACUUUCGGAGAGUACAGAUCUCUGGAAAGUGAUGGUGAUGAGAAGCGGUCAGUCAGUCAGCCGUCACUGUGUGUGGAGAGUAAACUGGGGAGUGACGACUCCCUCGCCGAAUACGGAGACAGCGUCGACAUCCAGUUCAAUGAGGACGGCUCUUUCAUUGGUCAAUACAGCGGCCGAGGGCCCGCCCCUACAGGAAAUGAGAGCUCUGGCCCCGCCUCCCCUGUCAAUCAAGACCCCCCGCCUCCUCCAAUAGGCCCCUCCUUCUCCGGAAUACUGGACAGGCCCAGUUAGAUAGAACAGAACACACACCAUCAGACUGCCCACAUGAAGACCCAUCAUUACUGACACCACUGCCAUCAGACUGCCCACAUGAAGACCCCAUCAUUACUGACACCACUGCCAUCAGACUGCCCACAUGAAGACCCCAUCAUUACUGAUACCACUGCCAUCAGACUGCCCACAUGAAGACCCCAUCAUUACUGACACCACUGCCAUCAGACUGCCCAC